GUACUAUUGAAACUAGUGUGGGACAUAAUUAGUUUACCUUGUUGACUGGUGUGUGUAACGGGAGUCUCUAUUACUUUAACAUUUGUGGUUGAAGAGUGACCUCACUUAUCUUGAUCAGAGUUUACUGUCUCCUGUGUUUCUUUCUUGUUGACUGCCUAGACACACCAAACACGAUGACGGGCAGCAUAUCAACGGUAUUGGUGAACAUUGCGCUAGUUUUGAUGUUUGUCAUCGAGCUACAAUCCAUGCUAAGGUUACACAGGCAUGCUAAUUUGGACUCCAAGACGCUGCAUUUCAUAUAUCAGGCUUUCUUCAUCGUUGUUGUGCUGUAUUCGUUUGCAUCUAUUGACCUUUAUCAUUUCAAGCUAGUUGAAGCACCUCAGGAGAUGCUACCGAACGUCAUCAGCUCUGCUUGUCUAUUACUUGUAUCCGUUGCAUUCAUUAUUGGCGCAUACACAGCAGAACCUCUAGAUUCCUACACUGAUUUGGAGGAACAGCUCUUGUUAUCAUCCCAGUAUUACCACUCCACAAAUGGAGAUAUGGUGAGACAACAAGGUCCAAGAGUGAGUCUCGUGUCUAGUGAGGAUGUGCGUAUGAAGUCUCCGACGAGCACAGCGUUUACAACGACAACACUGGAUCUCAAUCACGACCAUAUACAUACCAAGGAUGCGAUGUCACCAAUGGUUAGGGGUCUUGAACAGGACUUUAGCUUAUCAACUCCUAGCAUACGAACACCACAGGGAGUCGACAACACUAGUCAGACACAUCCAAAGACGUCGCCAAUCUUGGCAACGUUACUAAGUGCACAUACAGCAAUGGCUUCCCAUGUGCACACGGGAGAAGCGUGGCAGUGGCAGGACCAUGAGACGAUGCCCUAUUGGAUGACCUCUCUACCAAUAAUCCUAUCGGUGAUGUUCUUGACAUCCCAGCUUCUCUAUGGGUUUGCGAUGCUCAAGACAAGUGUAUUCACCAAAUAUCGUGAUAUUAUCAUCCCGAGCGUUGUGAACCUCAUAGUAGGUACCGGAUAUCUACUCGCAACACUUUUGGGAAUACCCAUCGGUGAAGAUUCGCUUAUAAACUUCACGCAUAUGGCUACGUUGAACUACGUUGUAUAUACGUCGAUGUGUGUUCUCUCCAUUGGGGUUCUAACCUUGCAUUUCUAUGCAAGGUUCAAUAACAAAUCACCAGUGGGCAUACAUCAUGUACAGGUGUACCACUCCAUAGGAACUCCAUAGUAUGUUCCCUCAAAAUGACGUUCAUGAUGAC
Molecule: messenger RNA, 1266 nt
Organism: Williopsis jadinii
Lineage: Eukaryota; Fungi; Ascomycota; Saccharomycetes; Phaffomycetales; Wickerhamomycetaceae
Exons: 1
Coding region: 174-1235 (353 amino acids)
Source: RefSeq, a predicted model, not a curated record